Molecule: messenger RNA, 2067 nt
Organism: Ostreobium quekettii
Lineage: Eukaryota; Viridiplantae; Chlorophyta; Ulvophyceae; Bryopsidales; Ostreobiaceae
Source: the annotation of a GenBank genome assembly
AUGGCCGGCGGGCCUUCGGGCCCGGAUCGGCGUCAAGAUCCCCGUCAACGGGAUCGGGGCGGGGCGGCGCGGCGCAAGAAGCCCGUGGUGCUGCUGAUCGAGAUGUGCCUGAGGCACGGGUGGUGGCUGGCGUGGGCGCUGUACGGCUUGGGGGCGGCGUGGUUCCUGGCGCUGCCGAUGGUGGCCAGGGGGGUGUUCUUCGAUGAGAACGCGCUGCUGCCGGACAGCGCGGCGUCGGGAUUCAGGCACUCUCCUGUGUUGGCUACGGCACAGGGCCUGCGGUCAAGAUUUUUGAAAGAGACUGGUGGUGGUGCCAGUGGCCAAGCCUGGCUGGCAAGCGAGAUGCGUGCCUUGGGGCUGGACACCUCCGUCCAGGUGCUGGAUAUGGUGGGCCCCAUGGUGAAUGCUUCUCUGCAGUGCAGCAACGUGCAUGGCAUCCUGCGUGCUCCAAGGGGAGAUGGCAAGGAGGGCAUGGCACUUGUCACACCCAUCACCUUGAAUUCUGAGCAUCCAGGUGCACAGGAGAACCAUGAGGCUGCUGCCCUGGCCGUUGGCAUUGGAUAUGGGCUUCUUGCCCAUUUUGCAACUGUGCCUUGGCUCGCUAAGGAUGUGGUAUGGGUGGUCACAGACGGAAGGUGUGGGUCUAUCCACAGCAUGGAGGAGUGGCUUGAUGCUUACCAAGCAAAGGCCGCCUCUGCCAUCGGCAGCGAGUUCAAGAGAGCAGGCACCCUGCAGCAGGCAGUCGUGGUAGAGGUGACGCAGCCCACGUUCGAUGCCGUGGAGAUCGCCCUGGAGGGUUACAACGGGCAGCUACCCAAGUUGGACAUGUACUGGCUGGUAAAGAGCUUGUCAAGCAGGGUGCUUGGUGUUCCUAUGCUGCUGAGCGACAGGCAGGCUGAUGGCCGAUUGGUGGGAAUGGGCCGCCUCUUCGGAUCCAAGGGAAGCAGGGAUCAUGGCUACGCGGGCCGGCUGGAGGCCAUGCUGUCGUUCGUGGGACGCCUGGCGCUGGGCACGCCAACGGGGCCCCACGCGGCUUUCAAACCUUGGGCAGUUGACGCCAUCACCAUGAAACCCAAGCUGCUGGGCCCGGGGGCCCUGGGAGGCCCAAAGUCCUCGAGGCUGGGCUCGAAGGGCAGGGUGGUUACCGACGCGGGCGCCGCAAUGGUUGGCCUGGCGGAGACGCUGGAGCUCAUUUUUCGGAGCUGCAACAAUCUGCAGGAGAAGCUGCACCACUCUUACUUCAUGUACCUCCUGGUGUCCACAGACCGGUUCCUCACCAUCGACCUGUACAUGGCCCCCGUGGCUCUGUUUGUGCUGGCCAUGUUCCUGAGGGCAGGCUGCCUCAAGGCCCAAGCUGCAAGUGGAGCACAGGCACCGAACUGGGGCAGCGCCUUCAGCCUGUCCUCCCAGGUGUAUUGCGGUUCUGCGGCUCUGAGCCUUGCCCUCGCCUGCGCCGCUACCCCCCCUUCGCUCACUCUAUCGAGCAGCAUCGGAAGGUCUCUUUCUUCGGGCGCUUGGGGAGGCGGGGACAGGGCUCUGGCCGUUCUAUCCGCGGCCGUCUUGAUCGGUGUCGGCUGCUUUGAAACAUGGCUCCGUGUCAAGUCCUGGAGGAGACCCGAGGUGCGCCCACGGGCGCCACCAUCUGCGGCGGACGUGGGCGGCGGCGAAGCCGCCACUCCACCCACCCACGGGGCUAUCAUUGGUGCAGCAGCAGCCACACAAGCCGUCGCUAUCUGCACCGCUGCGGCUGUCUCGUCCGCCAUAGUCUGCGUCAACUGGGCGUUGGCGUUCGUGGUCCUCGUGGCUCUGACGCCACUCACUCUGAUUAUCAACCCGCCCACUGGGCGCCUUCAAAGAGCCGUCAAUUUCAUGGCGAUUCUGUUGCUGUCUCCCUUUGCGAUGUUUCCCCUCGCAACCGCCCUUCUGACUCCCGGAACAGCGCCCAGCGACGCCCAGGGCUGGGCUGCAUUGGCAUUCUCCGAACUGCCCCUGGCGACACGCAUGUUCUGGACAUGCACGUACUGCCCGUUGUGGCUCCUGUCAAUUUUAUGCGGCUUGCGAACCUAA